AGCUGAGCUUGAAUGCAAUAAGGCUGAUAAGCCACUUAAUCAGCACUUCCCCAAAUGUUCUGCAAGUAGUUCAUCUUUCUGUCCAUCAGACGGUCACAGUUCUCUUUCUCACGGACAGUGCAGAUCGGAUUGGCUGAUGGACAUGAGGUCUCUGCUGAUACUUUCAGUGUUGUUGGCUCUCAUAAAGGAAUACGAGGGACAGACACCAAGAGUGACUCUCCUGCCGAAGUUCCCACAGGUGUUUGUUGGAGAUGACGUCACUCUGGUCUGUAACCACAAAAAGGAGAUUAAACCAACAAAAUGGUUUAUUAAUGGAGGACAACAAACACAUGAGAAUUAUUCAAUGCUUCUUACCGCAGUGACACCAAAAAACAACGGGGAGUAUCAGUGUGAGCAGGACGGAUCGAAGAGUGACCCGUACACACUCACUGUACUGGAGCUGGAGCCUCACGCUCAGCUCUCUCCAUCUAUAGGAGGUGCUGUGAUGACCAAUGGAGAUGGGAGAAACCUGGUGCUGCAGACGGACGAUGAUCUGAAGGACUGGGCUUGUUUUGUGUUGAGGGGAGAGAGCGGCUUCGCUCUAGGAGUCGAUGUUGAUGAGAAGGCGAAGAGAGGAGUUAUAUUUGCAGAAUUAAAGGAGGCAGAAAGAGCCACUUUCUGGUGCAAGAAAAAGAAAACAGAACUCCGAAGCAAUGCAGUGACGCUGAAAAAGACAGAGCUCAUGGUGAUGUUGGUUCCUCCAGCUGUUCCUGCGCUGCAGGGGGAGACUGUGGCUCUCAGGUGUGUAGUCUGGGGUGGACCGAAACUGGAAAGUGCCGUCUUCUAUAAGGAUCAAACAAAACUCAAGAGCUCACCUGAAGACACAUACACCAUCACCAACGCCACACCAGAUGACAACGGCAAGUACAGCUGCCGCGCCACCUACAGGUUCAGCCACAUCAGUGCAGAAGCUGCACGGCGGGAAGGAGAUUCUGAUGCCCAGGAGUUAAAAGUUAUAGAUGGGUCUCCUGUUGCCGUGAUUUCAGAGUCUGGUAAGACUCUAACAUGUUCCUGCCUUCGCUGUCAUCCUGAAUGCAAUCUUGAAACUCACACCCCUUACCUCUGGUAUCACACACCCCUUAAUGACCCAUAUGAACGCAGUAAAAUAUUUGAAAACAACAGUUCUAUUACUGUAGAUAAGGAAGACGGACUGUACAGCUGCCGGGUGGACUGUGGGAAAGGUUUCUCUCGUCUCAGCAACAUCUACAGAUACAAAGUGGAGUUCGGAGGCCUGCUGUACAUACUGAUCGGGCUGGCAGUACUGAUUAUUCUCACAGUACUGAUUGUGUGGAUUCUGAAGCGCAGAAUAUGUGGAGGAACUAAUGUGCAAGCGUCUGGACGGGGUAAAGAUAUAGACACGCAUGACAUGAGUGUACGCUUUGAGCAAAAGGAGGAUUUAUAAGGUCUUGACAGUGGAGGAAAAUCCAUAUGAAGAACCGAAGGCCGAGAAACAGGAGACAAAACAGACAAGCAAAGAGAAGGAAUGAGGGAAUCUGGAAAAAAGCACCACAAUAAUGUUAACCAAUAGUCAAAUAGCUGCUUUAGUCAUUAACGGCCUUUCUAUAAACUUGCAGAUCAUUAACAGCAGUUUUUGUUGGUUUGUAUUACUGUAUUAAAGGUUGCACUGAAAAUAUCAAUUAAUAAUUAAUGUGAAAAAGAAGCGCCACCAUUGGAAUAUGUAAAGAUUUGUUUCAAAUGUUCAUGAUUUCUUCACAGAUUUGGAGAAAUGUAGCAUUCCAUCACUUGCUCAUCAAUGGAUCCUCUGCAGUGAAUGGGUGCCGUCAGAGUCCAAACAGCUGAUAAAAACAUCAAAAUAAUCCACAAGUAAUCCACAUCACUCCAGUCCAUCAGUUAACAUCUUGAGAAGCCAAAAGCUAUGUGUUUAUACAAAAAAUAUGAGUCCAUAAUCCAUAAUAACGCUUACUCCAGUGAAAAAGCCAUUUGAUUGGAAUCAGGUGAGAAAUCUGCACAGAUCAAACACCGUUUACAAGCAAAAAGAGUCCAGAACAGUUCUAAACAAAUAUGUGGCUGGACUUUGAUGUGAGAGACAACAGAAGAUGGACUUUUUUAUUAUGGAUUAUGGACUUUUUGCCAGAACUGAUUGUUUGAAGUCAAAAACGUCUUAAUAAUGGAUUUGUUUCUAACAAACACACCAAUUUUCGCUUCACAGGAUGUUGAAUUGAUGGGCUGGAGAGGAGUGGAUUACUUGUGGAUUAUUGUGAUGUUUUUAUCAGCUGUUUGGACUCUCAUUCUGACGGCACCCAUUCACUGCAGAGGAUCCACUGGUGAGCAAGUGAUGCAAUGCUACAUUUCUCCAAAUCUGAUGAAGAAACUAACUCAUCUACAUCUUGGAUGGCCUGGAGGUGAAAACAUUUUUGGCAAAUUUUAAUUUCUGGACAAACUAUACCUUUAAGAAGCUGAACACAAUCUUCAGUCUCCAAUUUGAAUGUGAAUAUGUGCAUGAAGUUAUAGUUACAUAUUGCACAAAUUAUCAUGAGUUUAUCUGUGAGGCUGAGGAGCGCUGACACCAUUAAACAACAUUAGUACUUUUUACUAACUACUUCCUAGCUAGUGUCAGCCUCCUUCAGCUGUAAAUGCAUAUGCACAGGAGUCUAUUUGCACUGUUUUAACACUUCCUCAUGUUUAUUUUCAGAUCUUAAUUUUAGUAGUGUUUUUAUGUGAUGCUGUUUUGCAUAUUGUUUUUAUCAAGCACUUUAAGAACUUGUACUGACAAUAAAAAGCAAUGCAUUUUCAGC
Messenger RNA from Labeo rohita (rohu), 2795 nucleotides. Its product is annotated as high affinity immunoglobulin gamma Fc receptor I-like. The record is from RefSeq and is a predicted model, not a curated record. Gene Ontology annotation, biological process: cell surface receptor signaling pathway. The transcript is spliced from 7 exons. Bases 137 to 1441 code for a protein of 434 amino acids. Gene Ontology annotation, molecular function: transmembrane signaling receptor activity. NCBI's taxonomy places the organism in Eukaryota, Metazoa, Chordata, Actinopteri, Cypriniformes, Cyprinidae.